This is a messenger RNA of Panicum virgatum (switchgrass), 2096 nucleotides long. RefSeq names its product GDSL esterase/lipase At1g09390-like. Gene Ontology annotation, molecular function: hydrolase activity, acting on ester bonds. The transcript has 4 exons. NCBI's taxonomy places the organism in Eukaryota, Viridiplantae, Streptophyta, Magnoliopsida, Poales, Poaceae. The record is from RefSeq and is a predicted model, not a curated record. Bases 385 to 1680 code for a protein of 431 amino acids.
UCCGGGCACGCUGGCCUUUACCUCGUUCUCUCCUUUCCCCCCGACUGACCGUGACGGGCGCGCCCGUCUCCAUCGUCGCCUCCCAGCCAAGAGGAGGCGGCGCGGACGGAGCUACUGCUGUUGGCUACCUAAGCCUGACGCUGGCCGGACGCCGGCGCCAACUGCCCUCUAAUGUGCAUGUACUCCGACGCGGCAGGUCAGGUACGCAGGUACGCGCCCGCCAACGCACUGACACGCGCGCACCGGCCGGGACAGUACUGCUGGGUUUAUAUACCCGCCACGCCACGGGCGGCAUCACCCGCGCGCGCCGGGCGUCAAGAGCACAGAAGAGGCAGCAGGUAGAGAGGGAGGGGAGCGACCGAGCUCGUCGGGUAGCGGAGGACGAUGACCAGCAACGGUGCGGCCGGCGUGGCGGUGGCGGGACCAGGCGGCGCCAAGGCCGCCGCCGCGCUGCGGCUGCAGCACUACCUCGUCAUGGCCGGGGUGGCGGCCGCCGUCGUGCUCGCCUGCCUCAGGUACGCGCCGCCGGCCGCCGCCGGGGGGUACGGCUUCCUGGCCGUCGCGCCGCGGGCGGGGGCCGCCGGGCGCCUCGCCCACGCGGGUGCCGGUGAUGCCCGGCGGGAUCCCCCUACGGCGGCGGCGCCGUCGCCCGUGGUGAUCUUCAACUUCGGGGACUCCAACUCCGACACGGGCGGCAUGGCGGCGGUCAACGGCAUGAACCUCAACCUGCCGGAGGGCCGCACCUUCUUCCGCCGCCCCACCGGCAGGCUCUCCGACGGCCGCCUCGUCAUCGACUUCAUCUGUGAGAGCCUGCACACGCCGUACCUGAGCCCCUACCUCAAGGCGCUGGGCGCGGACUUCCGGAACGGCGUCAACUUCGCCGUCGGCGGCUCCACGGCGUCGCCGGGCGGGUCGCCCUUCUCGCUGGACGUGCAGCUCCACCAGUGGCUCUACUUCAGGGCCAGAUCCAUGGAGAUGAUCGACCUAGGCCAGAAGCCCCCCAUCGACCGCGACGGGUUCAGACGGGCCAUCUACACCAUCGACAUCGGCCAGAACGACCUCUCUGCUUACAUGCACCUGCCCUUCGACCAAGUGCUCGCCAAGAUCCCCUCCGUCGUCGCCCAGAUCAAGUACACCAUCGAGACCCUGUACGUGCACGGCGGCCGCAAGUUCUGGAUCCACGGCACGGGCGCGCUGGGCUGCCUGCCGCAGAAGCUGGCGAUCCCGCGGGCCGACGACGCCGGCCUGGACGCCCACGGCUGCCUCACGGCCUACAACGCCGCGGCGCGGCGGUUCAACGCGCUGCUGGCGGGCGCCUGCGCGGAGCUCCGGCGCCGGAUGGUGGACGCCGCGCUCGUCUUCGUCGACGUGUACGCCGCCAAGUACGACCUGGUGGCCGGCCACGCCGCGCACGGCAUCGCCCGGCCCCUCAUGGCGUGCUGCGGCCACGGCGGCCCGCCCUACAACUACCACCACUUCAAGGCCUGCAUGUCGGCGGAGAUGCAGCUCUGCGACGUCGGCGCGCGCUUCGCCAGCUGGGACGGCGUCCACUUCACCGAGGCCGCCAACGCCAUCGUCGCCGCCAAGGUGCUCUCCGGCGACCUCUCCACGCCCAGGGGGGUCACCAUCGCCAGCCUCGUCAACGCCACGCUCGUCGUGGCCAACAACAACGAUGGCUAGGCUCUCGCUCGUGCGGUUUCUUGCUGCCCAUGGGGGGAAGUGAUGAUGGUAGAAAGGAAUCUAGCCAAGAUAUGAUGAUUGCAGCGAGUUCGUGGAGAUCGAUCCGAGCUGGUUCGCCGCUCGUCAGGAUCGAGCUGGUUCAACAAAGGAGCGAGCAAUUAUGUGACACCAUUGAUUAUUGACUAGAAUUUUGCAAAUGAAAGGGUGGCCCAACCUAGUGGUUUUGUGGGGAUUAUUGGCCUCCAGUUUGAGACUUAAUUUGUACUACAUCAAACAUGAUAACAUACACAUGCAUGUGUGUAAGAUCCACGGUUAUUUUUUUACUAAUUUUCUUUUACCUGUCCUUAUCGCAUGUUGUAGCACGGAUUUUGGGCCUCCGGAGCCUGCACAUCAGCACAUGUCUGGAUUCAGGAUAA